ACAGAGUUUGUACGUUCUCCCCAUGACCUGCCUGGGUUUUCUCUGAGAACUUUGGUUUCCUCCCAGACUCUAAAGAUGCACAGGUUUGUAAGUUAAUUGACUUGGGUAAAUUGUCCCUAGUGUAGUACCACUUGUACUGGUAAAAUAGAGAAAAUGCAUGCUUUCUCUCCGGCCCCAAUAUGUGCAGUUACUUGAGGCGAGGUGAUAGCAUUAACAUCCGCUGACUCCUUUUUCUGCUCAGUAAGAUCUGGCUCUUUCUUUACAGUAUGAAGCACAUCAGGAUGAUUCUGCUUACGUUUGUCACAAAUUAUUGGGCACUUACAGUCUUUUACCAUGUGCCCCUUCUUUAAUAUACGAGGAUCGUUGGUCGGUGUGGGCUCGGUGGACCGAAGGGCUGGUUUCCAUGCUGUAUCUCUAAACUAAACUAAACUAUAGCAUCAUGAUCAUAAAGCCACUAGAUGGAGCACUGCACAUUAACCAAAUUUGUAACUACAUGUACAAGUCAAAAAAGACUAGUUAAUGAGCUGUAAUAUAUUGUUUCUAUGUGAAUUAAAUGUAAUGAGUAUAUGAUUCCUUAAACCAUGAAAGUAAUGCUCAAACCAAGUGAUCAGCUGGAUCACAUUAAUUAAGAGAAUUCUUUUGUCAGCUGUUUGCAAGAAUGGAAAUUAUUAUUUGCUAAACCAGUAAUUCCUCUAAUGUUUCCAUGUUGCAUACAUAUAUAUUGAUACAAAAAAAGAUUUUUGAUAAAUAAUAUUCAGACAGACUGUGGCACAGUGGUACUGCAGUAGAGUUGCUGCCAUACAGUCCGGGCUCGAUGUCGACUAUGGCUGCUCUGUAUGGAGUUUGUACGUUCUUCCUGCGAUCGCGUGGGUUUUCUCCGGCUGCUCUGGUUUCCUCCCAGAUCCCUAAGUGUUGCAGAUUUGAAAGUUAAUUGGUGUCUAUAAAUUGUCCCCAGCAUGUAGGAUAGUAGUGUUUGGGUGAUCGUUGGUUGGAGCAGACUCAGUGGGCCCAAGUACCUUUUUGCCACACAGAAUCUCUAAACUAAGCUAACAAUUGUGUUUUUUUAAUCUUACCAUAAUUAUGUUGGAAUCCUACUUAGACUGCAAACCCAACAAUGAUCUCCCUUCUUAAUGAACCAUAACUGAUAGUCAUUUACAACACUCCGUUCUCAUUGACGUUUUGGGCAUUUUAGAGCAUAAUCUCCCAAACACUUGGUGAAAUUCUUAUAACUAGUCAACAAUUUAUGCAUUGUUAUAUGUUCAACAUUUCCUUUUUUUUUCUCUUUGUUCAGUACAGGAAAACAUAAACAUGCACUAUGAAACAAUAGUGAGUGCUUUGGAAGCAAAAAGUAGUAGAGAGCAAAUUCUUGAAAUGGAUAAAAGACUUGCAGCUAAGGAGAUGGAAGUGAGUAAUCUUAAAACUCAACUGCAGUUGAUGCAAGAAUGUCUGGAUGGAAUAAAAGAUUCACAAAGUCAACAAAAUCAGAAAAUGUGUGAGCAGCUCAGCUGGUUUAAAGAUCACGUUAAGUUUACUGAAAUCCUAUCCGAACUCCAUAAACUCACUUCUAUUACGAAUCCUGUCAUCCAAGUACAGAAUGAUAUGACACAAACAACUCCGAGUACAUGUGGGGGUCUCUGCAUUGUUCAUAAGCAAAGAGCUUAUUAUGAAAGCACAAGAGUUUGCAGAACAUCAUUCCAACCUCAGCCUGCACAAAUAGACAACUAUCAACUUUGUGACACCAAAGCUGUAUGUACGGAUAUAUUACCAAAAGGUAGCAGCCAUGCUCAUGAGAAUGUUUAUCAGAAAACUUUAUCAGACACCACUAAGCCAAGGCCAUGUGGUUCCAAAUUUUAUGUUGCAUGUUCAUGUUGUCAAGACAACAAUGAAGACCCCUCUUCAUUCCCCACUGUAACUAACUCAAAUCACACAAUAUGUGCAUGUCCUGUCGGAGGCAUAAAUGGGCUUUCUUCUCAAACAUUUAUCCCUGGUGACGUCGAAUUGGCUGAAGACGAGAAUGACUCCAAGAGUAAUUCUCCCUCUAUUCAGAAAAUGCCUAAUAAUAAAGAAAAAAAGAGGGCUCGUAUUUUCUUCAGUCCAAGUGUAAAAUGUAACCCUGGCCAUAGUAUGUGGCCAGACUCAACGAUAAAAAACAACAAAACAGGAGCUGGUGGUAGUGCUGUGACAUGCGGUAAGAUUGGAACCAGAAGAUGCCGCACUAAAUUAAGCUCUUUUCCAUUCAAUAAAGAGAGGAUCAAACUCAACAAUGCACCAGAUAAGUCAAACAGCAUUAACGCUGGCCUGAAAAAAGCGACUUCAGAUGAAUUAAAGAUUAAACCAGCCCCACAAAAGCAAUCAAAUGGGAGUGAAAAGAAAAGUAUUGGCAAAGCAUCUUAUGAAAAGCGAAGAUACCCUCUUGAAGGACUGCAAGUGAAAGAUGAGACCUGGCAGGAACAAGCGAUGAAAAGAAAUUACUUACAACAGCAGAAAGGAAGGAAGGAGUUUGUCAAAGUAGCUAAGAGAAAUCCUUCAUGGCAACAUCCAAUCCCUUUUCAAGAUGGUAUUUUGCAGAAUGGUAGGGAAUCUGAGCAUCUGCUUCAAUCAUGGUUUAGUCCUUUAACUCCAGCUCACGAGAACUACAGUGGUAACCCAGCAGACCCUUCAGUUGGAAAAGAUGCUCAAACUAAAACAAAGCUUAACUUUUUUGACAGCAGUGAAGAUUCUGAUUAGGAUGCAUUUAGUUUUGACUCCCAUCAGAUUUUAUUUUAAAAGACUGAGGAAAAGAAAAAGUAACAUUAAGAUAAAAAAUAUUAAUAACUUACCAGUGAAAUUUGUAUUACUUUGUUCAGUUUUAUGCUAAAUAUAUAACAUGCUUUCCGUUUUUGUUGUCAAUUCUAUUGACGUAAAAAUUAAUGCUUUAAAACUGGUGUAAGUUGAUCAUUGUUUGAAAUAAUUAUAUCUUUAUUACCAUCAUUACAUUGGUGCUUUUCCUUUUGUUUGAUGUAGCUAAUAAUUAGUUAGGAUUUUUUUAUUUUUCCAUAUUCUUGAUUUUGUCAGCUUUGUAGGACUUGACAAUGUUUUAGUAUUCAUUUUUUUAUUUACAGAUACUAUAAGAUUUACAGACGACAGAUUUACAGUACAGAUUACAAUACAUUUACAGGUACUUUUCCUGUGCAGUUACAGGAUUAUACUUGUCUUUGAUGCAUUGUCUUCUACAUUGUGUGUGUUUUUUUAUUGCAUAGGCAUUUAGAUGUUUUAUAACUGUCAAAAACUAUUGCUAAAAAAACACUUCCAUUGUAAAAUGGCAGCAGUCCAUUAAAGGAAGCCAAAAGCAACUAUUUGUUGGAUCUGAUAUGUAACCAAUUCUAUGUCCAUGUGAUCAUUUUAUGUUUAGUAAUAAUAAAUAUUCGUAUAUUCUGCAAAAAAACAAAGGAUCUUUGAUUAUUUGAUUAAGCGGUUGGAAGGUCUUUAUAGAAGUUCUUUUAACAUGGCACCAUUUAAUUUUUUUACAUAGUUUUCUUGUCUUAACAGCGAUUUCCAAUUUGUAAAACAAUUUGUAAAAUUUGUUCUCCUGGAGAGUAGUUCAACAAAAGGCGAGCUGGUGGAGGAUCUCGGCGGGUCAAGCAGCAUCAGUGGAGGGAAAUGGACAGUCGCCGUUUUGUGUGAGACCCUUCAUCUGAAAUGAAAGAGUAGAGGGGAAGUUGGCAGUAUGAAGAGGUGGUAGAGGGGUAGUGCAAGAACAGGCAAGUGAUAGGUGGAUAUAUGUGAGGAGGGGUUGACUUGCAGAUAGCAUCAGGAGAGAGAGAAGGAUGAAGAUAGCGACAGUGGCUUGGAGAUGGUAAAUGGAGAAAAGGUUGUAUAAAGGUCCCAUCUCAAAUCUACUUCUACAAAUGCUACCUGACCAACUGAGUUCCUUCAGCACUUUGUGUUUUGCUCAAGAUUCCAGCAUCUGCAGUUCCUGAUUCAGUGGUUACUGAAGUUCCAUUGCUAAUUCUCACUUAAGAGUACAGGAUUAACACUGACUUGGUCGUAUGGAUUUGGAACUGUAUAUUGGAACAGGAACUGCAAGACAGAGGGUUGAGGCGGAAGGACAAUAUUCAGGCUGGAGGUCUGUGACCAGUGGAGUUCCGUGAUGAUCUGUGCCGGAACCUC
Leucoraja erinaceus (little skate) is the source of this 4149-nucleotide messenger RNA. RefSeq lists its product as uncharacterized. Gene Ontology annotation, biological process: homologous chromosome pairing at meiosis; DNA recombination; meiotic DNA double-strand break formation. Lineage: Eukaryota; Metazoa; Chordata; Chondrichthyes; Rajiformes; Rajidae. The record is from RefSeq and is a predicted model, not a curated record. The transcript is spliced from 2 exons. Bases 1309 to 2727 code for a protein of 472 amino acids. Gene Ontology annotation, cellular component: condensed nuclear chromosome.